This is a messenger RNA of Leptinotarsa decemlineata (Colorado potato beetle), 428 nucleotides long. It is a transcript of the gene RpS27, whose product is annotated as Ribosomal protein S27. Gene Ontology annotation, cellular component: ribosome. The record is from RefSeq and is a predicted model, not a curated record. Gene Ontology annotation, biological process: translation. NCBI's taxonomy places the organism in Eukaryota, Metazoa, Arthropoda, Insecta, Coleoptera, Chrysomelidae. Gene Ontology annotation, molecular function: structural constituent of ribosome.
GUCAACCUGCUUGUCGACUGUCAAUUUCUUUUACAUGGUUGAUAGCCGAAAGUACCACGUGCGAUUGAAACUUCUCUAGUGGUUUUAUAGUUGAAAUACAUAAAUAAAAAAUGCCUUUAGCAGUCGACUUAUUGCAUCCUUCUGCCGAACAGCAGAGAAAAUCUCACAAACUCAAAAGGUUGGUCCAGCACCCCAACAGUUACUUCAUGGAUGUAAAAUGCCCUGGUUGUUACGCCAUUUCGACAAUUUUCUCGCACGCCCAGUCCGCAGUACCCUGCAAAGGAUGUUCAACGAUCCUCUGCACAUCUACCGGAGGCAAAGCGAGACUCACCGAAGGUUGCAGUUUCAGACGUAAACAGCACUGAGUCUUUUAAAUAUAAUGUAACUUCAAAUAUGUUUUCUAAUAAAUAACUGUAUUGAGGAUUCAA